This is a messenger RNA of Cherax quadricarinatus, 15852 nucleotides long. RefSeq lists its product as uncharacterized. The record is from RefSeq and is a predicted model, not a curated record. Lineage: Eukaryota; Metazoa; Arthropoda; Malacostraca; Decapoda; Parastacidae. Gene Ontology annotation, molecular function: protein binding.
UCUCAAGGUGGGCAUCACACACGCUUCUUGCUACUGCCCACCUGUUGCUAUAAUGAGGUGUAACACUACUUUCUGUGUGGUGAUGAAGUGUAAUGUUGGUGGAUGAUGCUUGUAGUCCAUGAAUGAGGGGUGUCUGUGGUAAGAAUUGCAUGAAGGAAGGUAAGCAUCUCAUCUCAGAGGUGGAGUGUCAUAAGAGUGCUAUGGCCUGUUUGGUGCAUCGUACACGCAAAAUGUGUUAUCUGGCUUCCAUGUGUGUACUGGAGGUCACGAGGCGACCACAAGUUGGGGCUGGCUGUGAGGGGUUUCGAGUGUAAUAGUGGUUAAAGAAAUGUCAGCGAUUGAAAAUAGGUAAUAGUUCGAAAAGCACAUUUCGGUAAGAGUUGUCAAGAUUUCUGAUUGUAAGAAAAUUUGAUGUGAUCCCCGCAUUAAGUGACGAGUGUCUUAGGUUUUGAUAAGAAAAGAUAAAUAGAAUUUUGAAAAUAACAGAAAUUAAUGUGUGUCAGGUGUAUAGCUAGUGUCAGUUGCAUAACAAGUGUCGGGUAGGUAACUAGCGCCGGGCACAUGUGCAAUAACAACGAACUUUGGAAUAACAAGAAGACCCAAGUACUUAGUAUUGCUACAGGUGAGUGUCGAGAUAAUUGCUGCGUACGAAUGCGCUGGAGUGCCACGUGGGAAGACUCUUGGUAAUGAAACGAGUUUCUUGUAGUGAAGCACCGCAGUUCGUAGACACUGCACUGUAGAGAAACUGCAGUGGGAAGAAGCCUGCAGUGUAAGACUGCGUGUAUAGCAAGGGGUGAAGGACUAUGGCCGCUGAUCUGCAGAAGGACCUCCCUCAUCCCUGGAGCUUCGCUGUCACUCGAGACGGACGGAUCUUCUUUAUUAAUGAGGAGGCUCGAGUGACCACCUGGCUACACCCCGUCACCUGUGAACCUGCCAUCACCGGACACCGACCCCUCCCAGACCUUCCCAAAGGCUGGGAGCGUGGCGUAACCCCAGAAGGCAUCCUAUACUAUAUUGACCACAACAGGCAAGAGACAACGCUGGUACACCCGGUAACACAGAAGUCUGUGGUCAGAGCAGAGGCCAUCCACUCCCCCCCGCCCGCUGUACCAAGGUUCGAGGCCGCGCCUCCCACCACACACUCCAACACUCUCAAUAAUAAUGAGACCAGGAAAGGGGUGGGACGGAGGCGGCUAGGUGGGUCCUGGGUGAAGACACCUGGGCUACGGCGUCCACAGGUGUCGGCGGUUACUCUACAAGGGUGGCUCUACAAGCAAGGUGCCGAUGGACUCCACCUCUGGAAGAAACGCUGGUUCGUCCUCUCCGAGUACUGCCUCUACUACUACAAGGGUCCGGAGGAGGAGAAAGUGCUGGGGUCACUUCCGCUGCCUUCGUUUAAGAUCAGCCCGGUGGACUCUGAGGACCGGGUGUACCGCAAGCAUGCCUUCAAGGCUGAGCACCAGAACAUGCGGACCUAUUACUUCGCUGCUGAGACCAAGGACCAGAUGGCUCACUGGAUGAACGCCCUCUCUCUUGCCUCCAUUCUCCAGAAAGAUACCAGCCUGGAAGAAAAAUGGAGCAGUGGCAGCAGUGCCCGACGCAGUGAAAGACCAUCAGUGUCGUCUUUAGCAUCUACAGCAUCGCCCUCAGCAGAUGAGAGUGACUCUGGUUUCCAUGGGUACCGCUCAAGGAGGUACCGUUCUCCUGACGGCAGGUCCCUCGACGAGGCAAGUGAGUCAUCACGUGUGCAGGGUGAUCGGCUGAAUACAUCCUGUGAUUCUUCAGUAAUCUUACGGCCUGGGGAUCGCCAGCCUCUUUAUGCAAAUGCUCCACCAAAACCUAAACGCUUGAACACUUCUCGGGAUUAUAGCACCUCUCCAGAGCGAUCCCCAGAGAGAGACGAAAGGGAUCCACGCACUUACACUGAUCAUGGUGGUGGUGGAAAUGGCACAGUUGAGCCACGAAACCCAGAUGGUCGAGGCUUACACUAUCACCCUCCUGCUGCUGAGCGAAGGACACCUGAUGCAUAUGGCGUGACAGCAGGCGGUGGACGUGGAGAUUACGAAGAUGUAUAUGGGGAUAGCAAUGGGUCAAACUCCGUUCCUCAUAGCCCUGUUCGAAGGCCUGAACAACGAGACUCUUUUGCUUCUUCGAGAAGUGGAGGAACAAGACUGUCCGAAGAAUUACAGCUUUCAGAGCCUUUAAGGUCCAACUUUUGUCGGCAAGACGAUACACUUCCUCGUGUCUCCCACCCAGAGCCUCAUCACUGUCGUCACCCAACGGGACCCCCUCGUCCACAUAGUGCAGAUUUCCUUGACUACGAUCGAAGACACGGUAGCAGCAACAUGUGGUCUUAUCGGCGUGGAAGCGGUGGUGAUCUGCCAAGACAUGAAGAGACAAGACCGAAAUCUUCUGUUGGUCAGAAUGAAUCAGACCAUUGGUCUGAGGAGAACUAUGCCCAGAAGAUGCGCCAGUCAUCACUGUAUCAUUCACAUAUGCACAGUAGAUCAUCUGCUCGUUAUUCACCAGCCGGACGAGGAGAAAGUCCUGGGAGUGAUCAUCACCACUUGCACACUGCUCAUGUGGGUGCACCUCAGCGUGUACCACCUGCAGGAGCUGCUACUCCUGACUUAUAUACUUCACAUAAACCAUCUACCACCCCAACACCUGCCAGUGCUACUAACAGCUUGCGGCGUGGUGCUGCCCAAGAUUUGAAAGAAAUUCCAAGACAAGACACUGGCCAGGAACCAUGGGGAGAGCUCAGGCAAUACUCAAGACGUGCGCCUACACAAGAUGGUCGACAAGAUCGAAGAUUAGAUACAAGACAGACUCAUCGACAAGACUCCUGUCAGGAUCCUCGUCGGGUAUACAACCACGAGGAUCCUCUCUAUAAGCAUGAGAUUUCACCAAAUACUACUCUCACUAGUGUCCCUACUCCACCAGGUAGCUACCCUAAUAGUGCAUCUCCUAAUGGUAGUGUCAACAAUAGCUUCAUGAGGUCAGCAUCAGCAAGGUUACCUCGUCAUCCCUUGCAAGAUGAUAUGAUGAAUACUUCUUUGCCAGAUGAUGGCUCAGAUGGAGACAGCAAGAAGAUGCAACAGCGUGAAGAGUCCAUGAAGAGACUGCUUGAGUGGAAGCAACGAAUGCUGCAGUCCCCGCUGACACGGAAAUCCACUUCUCGUCCUGACUCCACUGCUACACCACAACCCCGAUCAAAUAACGAGGCUUAUAGACAACAGGUGCUGAAUGAGCUGGUGAUCCAAGAAGCCAGAACAAAAGUAAUCCAGUGUCAUUCACACACUCAAAGCCUUUUACCUGGAAUGGAGUCAGGUUUAAAUUCACCUGUGGGAUCUGUAGUAGGAAUUUCUCAUGGUUACUCAGGCAGUACAAUACCUGCUCCACUCCAUGGGUCAGCAAAUACCAUAGAUUGGGUUCCUGGUAAUCACACUUCAAAUAAAGAACCCUUGAAUUAUGGUUCAGUGAAUCAGGGAGGUUUGAGUGCACCCAUUGGGGUGGCAAGUGAGAGGCCUGCCCCACAAGGUGGCUCUUCACACCAAGGGUCAGACAGCAGUAGUACCAAGAGGAGAGAAGGACGAAGAGAAAAUUCUAGGACUAGGCAUGUCAGUGGCGGGGAUUCUCGGAGAUCCACUUCAGCUUCACGAUACAACAGCUAUUCAUCAGAUGAAGAUGAUUUGUUGGAGGAGCGAGAAACCCGUAAAAGGACCCGACGUAACUCUAGAAGAAGCAGUGCAGACCUGAGCCGUGAUGGCAAGCGGGUUGGAAUUGGCCUAGAUGGUCGAGGACGUGACACUGAAGACAGGCAUGAAGAUUCCAGAGGCUUUUCUAGGGAUAACAUGAAUGAGAACCCAGUUGAUCACUAUGUACCUCACCAAAUAUCUCCUCCAGAUAUAACCACCUCAUCUCCAGAUUAUGUAAACAUAAACAUUGUAAAUGAUGCACAUGAAGGUAAGCAUAUCAGUGCUUCCAGGGGCAGUGCAAAUGUUGCAGAUGUAGAAAAUGUGUACAAUGAGCGGACAGUGAGCCAAAGAGCUGAGCCAGUUUUUAUCGAAAAGCACGAGAGAUACGAUGAAGUUCGAAAGCAGCAUGAACCUCGGCAACAGGAAGCUGAACAAAAAUUUUGUGCGUCCAGAAAGUAUGAGCAAAGUUAUGUGUACAGUGAUCAGUUUUAUGCAACUAGAGAUCCAUAUUAUGUAUCUGACGUUCAAAUGCCUGCCAUGAACGAAAAUAAAUUUGAAGACAUUAAAAGUAAUAAUAGUCCUGUGAACAGUGGGUUAUGCAAGGAAUUAAAUACUUCAUAUGAAAUGCAGAAUUCCUCAAAAUUCCAGUCAGACAACAGUUUCUUUAAACAACAAGAUAAUAGUGAAGAAGUGAGCCCAUCAGCAGAGAAGAAUAAGAGUUUCCUUCAUAAGCCAUCAGGGAGGGAAGAGAGUGUUGAUAACUCUGUUGCAUAUACUUCCCAUGACUCUCAUACAGGCCACAAGACAGACAACGUUAACAUACAAGCAUCUCAGAGAGGGGGUAUACAGGAUGACACCACAUCCACUGGUAAAUACUCUGACAGUGGCUAUGAUACCCUACGAGCUGAAAUGUCUCUUCGCCGAGAAGAAAAAAGAAAUGUCAGAGGAGGUUCUCUAUGGAAUGCGGAUAGUUUAGAGAGCAGCCCAGAGUGUUCUAGUGUGGUGCGCCGGCGAGGUUUUGACCAUUCUGGAAGAAGACCAGAAACUUGGAGCCCAGAAAAGUUUGAUAGAUCAUGGGGAACAAUGGGUUCAGAUUUAAAAUCAAAAGUAGAUGAAUCAAAGGUAGUAAAGGAAUAUAGUUAUGAAUAUAUAACCCCAGAAAAGAAUCAUGAACCAUCACCACAGGAGAAUUUAAUAAAUAUGUCCAAUUCCUUGAAAAAAUCUACUCCCAUCUUGCCUUCUUUAGAAAGUCCAAAGAUAGUGCAGGAAACUCACCAUCAAACACAAAGCCAAAUAAAUUUAGUCCAGGACCGUAUCAGGAAAUUCACAAACAAAGCUUUGGAUACCAAAGAAAAUGUGAAAAAUUCUGUGGAAUUGCAUGUGAGCCAAACAAGACAUAACGAAUCAAAGACUAAACUAGAUAAUCAAGUGAUCAGUGUUGAUUCUGUUGAGCAUCCAGUUGGCAAUAUGAAAGAACCACUUAAAGAACCUUUAAAACCAAUUUCCCCACAUGUUCGAAGUUCAGAAGCACUUGUCUCACCGCUGAAGGCUGAAUUUACAACCUCAGAAUCUACUAUGGUCACUGCCCAAGAGGCACAGGUAAAGAAUAUUUCUGAUUACAAAAGAAGGGAGGAAGUGAUUGGGGCUUCACCUUGUGAAGAAAGCCCUUCAACAAGUCUCAGGUAUAACUCAAAUUCAGAACCUUCAAGUGUAGAAUAUAGAGAGCUUAGAAGUCCUCAGGAUAUCAUGGACUCAAGGCUGAGCCGAACAAAUAUUAGAAAAUUUUUGUUUGACGACGAUAACAAGCCCCAGGAAAUAAAACAAGAUGAGCAUCCAGUUAUCCCUGUGAAGCCUCCUCUUAUGAAGAAACCAGUUCAGUCACAUUCGGUGAAGGCUCUUCUCAAGAACUUUGAAGAAAGGUCAAUAGAACACAUGGAAAGAGUUAACAUGAACCAAGAUUUGUCCAGAAAGAAGUUUCACAGUGAUUCAGAAAUGUUAUCAAAUGAAAGUUCAAGUGAUGAAGGGCAAAAUGAAGAUCUUUACACCAGUUCAGAGAAGAUAGCAGUGUCAUCCACUUCAUCUGUUUUGGCUGAAUUACGCAAGUCUGCCAAUAAAAAAGAUGAAGUGGUCCCUCUUGUUCCCCCGCCUAGACCACCAAAGAAACCAACUUUAGGAGGAGACAUGGACACAGUUGUUGCUCCUGGAUAUUUAAGAUUGAGUUUGGCAGAGUCAAUACAGGAGUCUCUUAAAGUCCAGGAGGAUAGUGAAAGCGGAGGUGAGGAGCAUAGUUGGAUAGACAGUUCUCUUAAUAGUGAACAUGGAAAGCAUAACUUCCCACCUCCAGACAAUAAGUUUGUCAUUAUUGACCUUGAUAAGCCUCCUGAAGAGGAGGCCCCUCCACCUCCAAUAUAUCUUCCUUCGAGUGACCAUCAGAGCUCUUUAAUGCGACCUAAUCCCUAUGCUGAAGAAAAUUACUUGCCCAUGAGCCCUCCUAAGAAACUUGGUCAGGGAUCAAGCAUCCUUGCCCCUGCUAGCUCAUGCAGUAGUCUAAGCAGUAAGCACCUCCCGACACCAGAACCUAUAUAUCCUGAUGCCUUUGCAAAAACUGAAUACGAAGAACACACAUAUAUUGAGAUGAGUGGAGACACAUCUUCAAACAGUGCCUCAGUCCUCGCUUCAGGUGCUCCUCGACUUGACUUCAACCGAAUUGCUGGUGAGCAGAUGUUUGCUCCAGAAAGCCCAAGGUAUUAUGAAAUUGGUGAUAAAGAUGAGCCUCAGCAUUAUGAAUAUAUAUACAAAGGGCAGUCUCAUUAUGAAGCUAUAUAUAUGGAGGUUCCAAAUUCUGAAAAAGAUGGACCCAUGGAAGAUGAAAAACCACAGAUCCCAGAUAAACCUGAUGAUCUAAAAGCACAGUCAAGUACUGACAAACCCUUUGUAUCAGAUACUGCUUUAAACUCUUCACUCAGCAAAUUAGAUCUGAAAUCUCAGUCCAAUGCUUCUUCUGAUGCAGAUGAUGAGGCCUCUAAGGACCUGGACAGUCUAGAGCCUCCUCGCAACCCACGCUUUAGCCUAUCGGAUACUUUCAGACCAGCAUCAUAUUAUUUGAGUGGGGCAGAGCCAUCCAGUGAUCCAGAUGCCCAGGACUCAUCUGAUUCUGACCUUGUUCCACCUCCUCCAAUACCAUUGAGCCCACCACCAAUGGAAGAGCUAGAUAGUGGAGGUGGCCCAAAAGCUAAGAACUUUGACUUUGAAAAUCUAGAAACCCCAGAUCCUCCACCACACUUACGAAAUGCUCUGAGCUCUUCAAGAUCAUUGAGGAUUAGCCAGAGCAGUCUUCGAGAAGACCUGAACUCUUCAAGGUCUUCAGUUGGAAAGGACAGACGAAUAUAUGAAAAAUCUGACUCUUCAGUCAGUCUUCACCCAGAUAAACUGAAGAGAAGACCUGUAUUUGAAGAAACUCUUGAGAGCCUCCAUGAUGAUGAUAGCUUUAUCUUGAGAUCUGAGGAUAGAUACCCAGCAUCAGCAGCAUACCCUGGAGAUUAUACUUUACCUGGAGCAGAUAAAAAAUUCCAGAGAGACAGACGGAAACCCUUCCCUCAAUGUGCUGAAGAUAUUAUUCUUCCAGGAGACAAACAUGAACCCUCGGCCAGACCAAAAUCUGCUUUGGAUCAUAAUUCCUCCUUCCAGAACAAUUUAGAUACUUCAUAUUCUUCCAGCAAAAUUGAAAAUCCUUAUGUGAAUGAAGGGUUUCAGCACAAUGCUCGACCACUUAUCACAUCAUGUCAGAAUGCCCCUAUUGGAAGAGAGUAUUGCAAUGUUCCUCAGAAUUCCAAAAUGUUCUCACAACCAGAGAGAGAGAGAUCAAACUCCACUGGAUCACGACCAAAAUCUCCUGAUCCUUAUGCAGAACGCAAUGAGGUGUCCACUUACCAAAAUGUUCCUGCACCUAGAACAUCCUUAUUGAGGAGGAGUUCUCCCCAGCUGAUGUCAAUCAAUAAUGAACCAACUGGAUCACCAAUGAUUGAUGCACUUCGUGGAGUACACACCCCUGUGGCCCAGCUGAAUGUAAGUCAUCAGCGAACAUCUUCAGAAACAUCAUCCCGGAGUGUGGUGAGUCCAACAGCGAGUGUCAUUUCAAGUGGUAGCAACAUGGCCCCGGUCCACUUGAGAGCAACUUCUAAUGCCUCUGUGGGCAGUGAGACCAGUCCACGCUCUGCACCUUACUACUACUCUGAUGUAAUUCGUGACGAUGGGGCAGCAUUAGCAGAGGGAAUAGUAGGUACUCCUCGCUCUCGAUCUUAUCAGUUGAAUAAUCAGCGUGAUCUUGAGGCAAACAAGCGGCAAGACAUUGGAAGAAAAGUAAAUCAGAUCACUAGUGCUUCAGAUUUUGAACAAAGAAGGGAAAGAUUGGCUCAUGAACUGAGAACGUCCGUCGAGUUUCUUGAGGGCAAGACAGUCUCUUCCCCUGAUGAACGUAACGUGUAUGACUCUGAUACACUUAGAAAAAUGAAACGACGUGCAUAUACUCCAGAUCCAGACCUAGAUGCCAAAAAUGUUUUUCCCCAUGGGCUGUCAAUUAAAACAGAUAGUCCUACUUUAGGUCCUCCUGUAGGCCAUCGUAGAACCCGGUCUUUGGAGGGUCUUCUAGACGAACCACCUCGGUCAUUUGUGGGAGGGGCCAGUAAUGUGUCGGCUGCUUUAGAGAAGAAGCAGGUAUGUACUGGCAGUCCAUCUCAGGCAUCAAACUGGACAAAGACAGCAGGACCACAGAUUGCUUUUGCUGCACCACAUAGUGUGAGGGGAAGUCCAAAUAGUUGUCUUAGUGCUAAUCCUUCCUCACAACCAACACUUACCUCUCAGCGUGGGGCAUUCUCUCAGUUGACUAGUCAACGAGCUUCUGUUAGCAGUCUCCACAGCAGUGGAAGUGUGCCUCAGAGAGCCACCUCUCCUUAUGCACCAUCACCCUUGCCAUUGCCUCCUAUGCCAUACCAAGUGAGCAAACGUGAUAGUCUUGUGAGUAAAGAAAGUUCUGCCAGUCGUGUCUCCUAUCAUGAUUCACAAAGUGCCCACGAGCUGCACAUUCCUGCCAAUCAUGACACUUUGAUUGAGGAGCAGGACUGGGAAGAUGACAGUCAGUGGCGCGAGCAACUUCGGCGUGCCUCUCUAAGACAUACCCGAUCCCUUGAAACCCUAGAUGAAAGUCGACCAAGACGGUCAAGUGACGGCAGUAACUAUGAAGGGCGCCCACCUGCCAGAUUAAGUGUGCCUAACAACCCAUCUCAAGUUGCAGAAGACACAAACCAACAGCGACUACAACAACUACACUUAGACGAAUACACAGUGGACUAUCGAGAGGGUCGUGUUCAUUCCAACCAGUACAGAAACAGUGGCGGCCUACACUCUGAAACUCUUGAGAGAACCCAAAGAGGCCUUACAUGUUUAGAAGGUUAUGAGUGGGACGAAGCUGAAGAAAAAUUCAAGAAGCCAAGUCCAGCGGGGCGUAUCCAGCAGCCACUGCCACAUCAGCCACCUAGCAACUUGCCACACCAGCCUUUUUUAGCCGACGGCCUCCCGCCUUCACCCGAGACAGAACGCGAGGACCAGUGUCAGUGCCAACAGAGCCCUGCGCUGCCCCCCGCCCCCGCCCCGCCCUCUCCAUGCCCGCAACUGCAGCCUUUUUUAGUGAGCGGCGGUGAGGGCCUGGAUGUGUCCUCGGGGGUAGGAGGGAGGCCCCCUGGUGAAGUCGAGGGGCAGCCUGAAGAGUUGGUUGAAUCACCCAUGGUGUCUCCUCCACCAGGCUGCACAUCCUCCACCAUCAUCACUCAUCCUGCACCUGAUGUCAUCCCAGCACAAGAUGUCAAAGUGGGAGAAAGUCUACCUCGCAGAUCAGAUCCCAACGCCCCUAAUUCCUCGGGGCCUCAGGGAUCUACCCACGCCCACCCACACGCCCAUCAAAAGUACCAGCAUCACCCGCACGCUCACCACCAAAAUUACCAACAUCAUCCGCAUCCUCAUUCACAGAACCAGUAUCACCACUACAAAAGUGAUGACUUACACAACAAAUACCAAGUAUAUCCUGGGCAAAAUUAUCAAAGUAAUGGGCCUUAUACUAACUACCCUGGGAACCAAAACUAUCCUCACGGUUACUCAGAGGAUCAUAACUACCCUAAUAACUACAAACAAGCUCCAAGUCGUCCUCCCAAUUACCAGGAGAGCCAGCAGCCUCUGCCUGCUAAUCCAAACGGUGAAUACAACACCCUCAAUAGUCAGAGUGCUAGGAUGAACGGUACGUAUAGACCCAACCACUACGACUUCCAGGACUACCAUAACUUCAAGAACCAUCAGCAGGAUUACAAAAAUCACCAGCAAGACUAUAAGAAUCACCAACAAGACUAUAAGAACCACCAGCAAGACUAUAAGAACCUGGAUUAUGGCACUACUUACGGGCGCCAUCACGACCAACGGCUCAACGGUCGCCCUCCUAAUGAUAUCCAUCAACAACAAUUUUCCGACUCUGAGCUUACCGUAUCUAAACCUCGGGCUCGGCGUGCCCUGAGCGGCCGAGCGGGCGGCGGGGUGCGCCCGGCCUCCCUCCACACCACUCCGCAGCACACCAUCUCCUCCUGCACUACUAACACCGUCCCGUACUACCACCAUCACCACCACCACCACCUGCAUCAUCAGCAGCCAGCAGCAGCGCCGCAGGAGAACGUGGAGGUGCGGGGCCUGCAGGGGGUGAGCGCAGGGGAGCUGCUGGGCAAGACCCACGAGGAGCUCGUUCUGCUGCUCAUCCAGCUGCGCCGACAUCAUUCUGCACUCCAGUCUGCCAGACAUCAUGCGCGCCUUGAGAGAGACUCCCAGGCUCGUCUUGCGCAGUUGGAUGGGGAACACCGGGAUGAACAUCUUCGACGCCUGACUAGCCUCAACCAUCACUUACACGAUCUAGACAAACAGCAGUAUGAAAUGGGUAAACCAUUGAUCAACCUAGUGGACAACAUGGUCAAGCUUGGGUCACUGUACCGAGGAGGAGACUCUAGACUUAAUGCUCAACACGACCCAAGGAGACCGCGCUCAUACUAUCAGGCAAAUGGAUAUGAUUCACUUCAGUUCUCUAGGAGAAUACAAGAACGAAGAAUAGUAGCUGAAGAUUUACAGCUGCAAGAAUAUGAAUUGGCAGCAGCAGAUCAGGCUGAUCUGGAGGGAAAAGUGAUGCAAUUGUAUAAGUUGGACAAGAACCUACAUCAAGAAUCACUGACCAUACAGAGCUUGCAGAGAGAGAAGGAGAUGCUGGAGCGCACCUUAGUUAAUCUCCACUCCAAGUCUCACGGUGCAAAUGAAGGACCAGUAGAGCUUGAACGCAGAAAGAAACAGAGACGACAUCUGGAACACGAGCUUUCCAAACUCCGCGCUCACCUUGCUGUAUCUGCAAGGAAACUAGAAGAGACUGCAGCUGAAAAUAGCCGCCUUGAGCAUGAAAUGAUGAUGUUACGGCAAAAAAUACAGAUGACAAUGGCCCGUAAUUCUCAGAGAGAAUCUGGCGGCACAUCUGAAACUCGUCACAUUGAAGCAGAAAUGGUUCGUGUGCAGACACUGUUAGAAGAUCUUCAGAGGCGAAGAAUUGAGCUUAGUCAUCAGAUCCAAAAACUAACAUCAGCUAAUCCUGGCCUAGAAAUCCGACCAUCACCAACAGGUAUGGUUGGAGCAGCACCUGUGCCUGCAAGACGGAGAACUCACAGCACCUGGCUAGAAACAGAUUUGGAUGCAAUGGUUACUCGGGAUAGAGGGAUGGACCCUCCUGAAGAUGGCAGAAGGAGCAAUCCUCCAGUCUAUGUUAAUGCUACUGGAUAUGUAGGAGAGGUGAGCCCCAGUGACUACCCUGAAAGUCCUGACUUCAAUGACUCUGAAUAUCCUCCACCUCCGCCUCCACCUGAACAUAUGCGCUCUUAUAAUCAACAUCUUGAUGGUCAGACAGGAUUGACAGAUCCUUAUCAAACAGAUCUUGGAUAUCUUCACUCACAGUCAUCCUUUGGAGAACCAAAACGAAGACAGCCGUUGAUGAAUGGGGAUAUAAAUAUGGAAGCCAUGAUUGGUUUAGAUCGUGAUGCUGAUGAUAACAAGCCUGACGGAGAGGAACAACAGUCUGCAGGUCAUCUAGAUAUUAAUGAUGCUGAUGACAGAAUGAAGAGAUAUUACGGUAUUCUUCCAAAAGAAAAGCCUUUAGAAAUCAAGACUGUACGAAUAGUCAAGAGAGAAUCCACUGAACGAAAGAAAGAUCGAGGUACAGGAGGGAAGCGUGUUACAAUUGGAGACUCAAGCUUAACACAUUUAUUAGAAGAUGAUGUUGAAAGUGAUGGUAUAUCAGAUGCUGAAAAUGAACCUCAAAUUCCUUCAUUUGCAUCAAGGUCUGCCUCAUUACCUCGUAACUAUGGACGUAAUGGUCCAGGAGAGAGAGUGAGCAUGAUGGCAGCUAUGAUGAGAACGAGUGUGGGAAAUGCUGCAACAAUGUCACGGCCAAGCAACUUAGCUCUCAAGAAGUCAGCAGGUUGGAAAUCUAAGACUGAGAACCCCAAAGACCGGCCAUUGAGUGCACAUGAACAGCUUUUUGGUUUUGCUCGGGAAACUGACCAAACCCCCCCAGUAUCCCCUUCCAAGUCGGACCCUCCCUCCCCUGUGUUCAAAAGUGCUGCAGCACAAGAAAUUAUAAAGGAAAUGGCUUCAGAGGCAGAAAAGCAUCGGCGUGCAGUGCCUAAAGAGAAGAGACGGCAUUUUACCAUCUCCAGUAGCCGGCCAAUAACAUUGGAAGCAAGAGAUGCUGGUGCAGAGGAGGGUGCUAGGUCGAGAGAUGACUGUGACAUGGUUCGUGCCUUGCGACCACGUAAUCAUCCAGAUGUUGUCAAAUCAACUUUGAGUACCCGAGAUCUUCGGUUUAACGAAACAACGAUUGACUCCGUUCUUGGUGCUCCAAGCAAAAUCUACAUUCCAGAAAGAUAUAUGCCAGAUGAGGAUGAUGAAAAAGAAUUAACUGAAGAAGAGCGUGCAUUAAGAGAAUUGAAGGCAGAAUCCAUCCGCAAAAUGCUGUCUGAGACACAGACCACGGCCACAAAGGGUGAGGCAGGAGAGGACCAGUCAUCAGAAAGUAAAACCACUGCCAGUUCCUCUUCAGCAUUCAAAGCCAAGGUGGCAGCUGAGAAGAAAGAACGUGAACACCUUUUAGCCUUGAACCAGAUUCUUGCUCGACAGGUCAUGGAGAAGAGUCGUGUAGUAGCAGUACGAGCUCUAACCAUGUUGACAAAGCAACCAAGUUCUUCCGAUGAUGACCUCUCACCAAUGCAGCCACUUCCUCUCGUGCAGCAGCGGGAAAACUACCUCGUCUAGAAAACCAGGAAGGGUACUGUACCUAGGAUACCUAAAAGCGCCUUUACUUUGGUCUCCUGAAAAACUACCUAGUCUAGUAUUGUAAAAAAAGUACAUAAUGGUGGCAUGACCAAGGAAGGAACUUGUUGAAUAAAUGUCACAUUGGCUGGAAUGACCACGUAAUUGUUCCUCAUGGUUAGGUGAUAAUUCAUAAGAGCUCUUGCCAGAGGUCUCAGAAGAGCUAGUAUUUCAGCUUCCUGUUUAUGAAAGCUGGACAGUAGUAAAUGUAUGUAGUAUGUUACCUAAUGAGGAUUGUAUGGAAUUUUAUUUACUCUGUUGGAGAGUUGUGUUGACUGAAGUUUCUUAUUUCUCAACAAUCCUUAAAACAUUAUUUAUUUUGAAAAUGCAUCUUAUAAUAUGGGACGUUAUGGUAUCUGAAUAAAAUGAACCGAACCGAAACAACCAAAAGUUUGUGCUUCUGCUUCCACUUGUAUACAAAAUACAGUAACUUAAUGAGUGUAUACCUACGAAAAGUUUUAAUGCACGUACUUAUUUAAACUGGUGAUCAAAUUCUUAGUUUAAUGUGAAAAAGUAAAAUCAGUUUUGUUUAUUAAGACCUUAUUUAUACAUAUAACGAACAAAUGAAAAAUUGUUUGACAAAGUAUGAAGUGUUAAUUUAUGGCAAAUAUCAGUGCUGAAUAUAUCUAAACUGAAAAUGCUAUCAGCAUCUGUAUUAUCAGUGAAUGCACAAGUUUCUGUGAAUUGAAACACACACUGUAUACAUAAAUCUGCCUUAUGGAGCAUAAAACUGAAAUGUGCCAAGUGUGAUAAGACUGAUAAUGGGUGGCUUCAUUUACAAGAAUGUGAUAAUAUUCUGGACCUUCUUUGUCGGAUUCUUCCAAGUGCUUGUACAGUAUGUCAUUCCUCUGUAUAGUUUUUUAAUAUGAUUAUUGUGAACAGAGUGUAAUAUUCACAUUUUUUUUUUAACUAAUUCAUUGCUCAGCUGUUCUUCCAUGAGAUAUAAUUUUUUUCUACUUUCCAUUUUUUAAAUAGCCCAGCUUCCUGUAUGUCAAUUUGCAUUUGGUGCAGCCAUUGCCAAUUUCCAAGAUAAAAGUGAAGCCAUUUCCUGUCUCAGCAUAAAAGAAAAAAAAGACUUUCCAAACUGUUGAGUGUGUUCAUGUACUUGAGCUUCCAAUAUGGUAUUGAAAGUUAGUUACAGUAUCUCCAGUUUUAUGGUGAAUGUUGAGAAUGUUACACUACCAAUGAGCAAUGCUAACUCAAGACCUACGAAUCCAGUCUCGGUGCCACAUUAACUGAAGCUGGUAUGUCAGUCCCUUAGGGUUUCUAUAGUACAGUAUUGUUAUUUCUUUUGUAUGUAAUAUGUCUAGGUCUGGUUAUAUAUUUUUGCUGUUAGAGAGACUGUCUAAUGGUUGCUAUUUUUCUAUACGUGCCUGCAUUCAAUUGACAAUUUUCACCCCUUAGAAAGCUCUUACCAUUGUGGUAUUAGCUUUAUGUAUAGGUACUCUGUGAUUCCUCAAUCCUUUGGACUGAUAGCCAGCUGCAAUAUAUAUGAACUAAGUGUGUAAAUAGUUUGGUAUAUUAGUAUUAAUUUUGAUUUUUAUUGGAAUUAAAUUUUUAAUACUAUAUUUUGCCCCCAAAGUAUUAUGUUAAUAAAUGAAACAUUUAUUUUUAUUUUUUACAUAAAUGCUUAGAAUUAAUUAAUUUGUAUGAUGUCUUUUAAAGAAGGACAUCAUACAAAUUAAGUUCAUUUCAAACAUAUCUUAAGCAAUAAUAUCAAUACAGCAUAUGAUCCUUUUCUUGAACAUAAUCAUAUUUCAGUAUUGUUGUGGUGAGACUGCCAGAAAAUAAGAAAUCUUUGUUAAAUAUGUUAGGUUGAUUUUUUAUGCCUUCAAUAAUAGUGUAAGGAAUGUCAGAAAGUCUAUGCUGUUGGUUAUACAUAAUAAUGUAUAUUUUAACUGCUCUUAAACUUGUGUAUUUUUUACAAAAGAUGUUUACUGUAUAUUGCCAGUACUAUUUUUUGGAACCUGUGCAAAAGAUUGUAUUGUGCAAUAAAUUCAUUGCUCUAACCUCUGCCACUGUUUUUAACAUACAGACUUUGUGAAAAGCUUUUAGCUGAGCCUUUAUGGUUUUUAGAGUUGCAAAUAUUAAUUUAUUAAAAAAGUACAAGAGUAUUUUAAAAGAUUUUGGGCAUUAGUGACCUACUUGGUUUUCUCUCUGUUCAUCUAUAUUUCCUUAUCCAUGAACUCCUCCAAGGAUGCAGCCAUGACAAUCAAGCCUACAGGAAAUCCUGUUUAACUACAACCUAACCCCAGGGAAGCCAUUCAUCUUUGUAAUCCUUCACUUUUGUCUUGAUGUUGGUUAUUUUCACCAUUACUUUACCCAGCUUUCUGUAUUUCUUCCACUUGAUAUCUUGCAUGCACCUCUGUUACUUUUGAAGUUCACAGUGGCACAAAACUCAUAGAUCAGGGUUAGAAAGUGUAUACCAUCAUGCAUGAAGGUCUCUUGAUACAAGGGAUUGCAACUACUUUUUCACUCCAUGGCUCAAACUUGACUGCUUAGUGUUCCUCAACACUGGGCACUGUAUAAUUACAGAUUGGUUGUCUGAUUUAACUCAUUACAAGUACUAUGGGCCUAGAAAACUUCUACCUGUGCUACUUUGUAAUUUUGUCUUCACAUCUAUCAUGUUUCUACCUUUCAGUGGUUCGUCGAAAAAAAAAAAAAAAGCUGUGGUAACCUUUCUGAUAAAACAGAAGACCUAAACUGUUGUAUCUGCACACCU